Thermothielavioides terrestris NRRL 8126 is the source of this 4696-nucleotide messenger RNA. RefSeq lists its product as uncharacterized. The transcript has a single exon. NCBI's taxonomy places the organism in Eukaryota, Fungi, Ascomycota, Sordariomycetes, Sordariales, Chaetomiaceae. The coding region runs from base 314 to 4384 and encodes 1356 amino acids. The record is from RefSeq and is a predicted model, not a curated record.
CGCACAUUGGUCCACUGUGGGACGCCGGCACGCUGCCGGCACUCUGCCGCAGCCCACCAUGUCCAGUCACCGCCUCCCCCCCCGGGCCUGGCAAUGGCCGCAGACCAGUCGGGUGCGUCCACCGCCAAAACAAACCGCCUCAUGUUGUGCUCUCGGCGGACUGCCAGCGCAUCGCUGCUUUCGUUUCUCCACUCGAACCGGCCUAGCCAUUGGCGGUGACGCGUUGCCCGGAGCCCCCAAAGCGACGUUUGUUGUCUGUAUAAACCAAAACGCUGCUGGCGCGCUGCUUUGUUUGGUGUUGUUUCCUCACAACAUGCCAAGGAAGACACCAGAGCUGGACCGGGACUUCAACAUUUAUGUCGACCCGUCCUGCCUGAGCGAACCAAUGGAGGACGACGUGCACACAACGCAGCAGCCGACCUCCGCCGAAGAGGUACUGGGACAGCCCGCCGAAACUGCCCUCAAUGUUUCCGGAGCGCCGAUUGCGGAAGAUGAGACGGAAGAUGCAAAGCAGCUGAUUGAAGACUGCGCCUGCGAUGGCGCAGGCGAGUCGCCGGCUGCAGACGCCCAAGUCGAACCAGCUGCGGAUCCGGCGGGGGAGGAACACACAGAGUCAGAGGCUCCGGAGGGAGCACUGGUGGCUGAGGCACAGGAGGACAGUUCAAGUCCCGACAUCCCCACCGAGGCCCAACCUCCCGCCGAGAUGGGGGAUGCGCCGCCGCUGGCGACAGAGGCGCAGGACGAUGCCGCAGCAACCAGCCCGGAACCAGAAGCUGGUCCAGAGGCUGAGGCUGCUGUCGGUCUCGAACAGGCGGAAGAGAAGCCGGCUGAUGCAUCAGUGCCUGAACCGGAAAACCAAGACGGCGAUUUACGCCUCGAUGAGAGCUCGGCACCCGAGUCCCAGCAACAACAGAGCCCGACCGCCGAGGGACCAGCCGGCGAUCCGGGCGCCAAUGACGAUACUGUCCAAGCGCCUGAUGUUUCUCAAGACAUUCAAUUGGAAAAAAUGGCAGACGAGGAAAGUCAACAGCCGGUCCUCGAACCUGCGGAUGCCCCAAAACCAACAUCUCCAUCCGAUGCGAACGGGCGGGAAGAAGAUCGCGCCCCCGGUCGAUCCCCCACCGUCGACAGGAAGACCUCUCUUCGCACUGAAGCCCUCAUACAGGCUGCCGCUCGAGCCGUCGUCGCGAAGAUCGCGAAGCGCGACAGCGGACAGAAAGGCGACCAAGAGGACGACGAGUUUGAGAACUCCAUGCUCAACGCUGACUCGCACGACAUGCACGCAACUGGGGACGACGCCCGGAGUGGUUAUGGCGGCUCCCGUAGCCCCAGUCGUCAGGAAUCUUCCGAAUCCCACAUCCGGCACGCGCCCUCUCGGUCGAUCUCCAGCGACGAGGGCGGCAGCAACAGUUCGCACAACGAGCCCGAGGACGACGUGUUUAGCGACCGCAGCGCCCGGAGCUCGGUGUGCUCGCUAGACCCGAACGAGCUUGACGUCAAGACACCCCAAGCAAAGGACGGCCUGUCCCGCCGCGACUCGUACGCCUCCAGCCGGCAGUCCCCGAGAACGGUUUCGGGCUUCUCCACCAUCUCCGGCCUCUCGCAGUACGACAAAGAACAGUUCGUUCCCGUCAGCCGAGAGACCCGCAUGCCCUUCCGCACUCCGUCCGAAAUCCGAGCGAUUCAGAUGUCCUCUCCCACUCCCUCCGUCUUCAACGGCAGCUCGCCGCGGUCCAGCAAGCGCACCGGAGGAGGAGGAGGCUCCACCGGCUUCCCUCCCGUGUCUCACCUGAGCAGCCCGAUCGCCUCGGCUCAGUACUCGCCCAAGGGCCGCUCAACCCCGCCGCGGUUCAAGAGCCGCAAGGAGGCGCCCCUGGUCCUGCUCCACGUCACGCUCCUCCCGCUGCGGUGGGUGUGGGGCGACGUGGUCAACGGCCUGGACGCGGUGCACGGCAAGGUGCUCGACGAGACUGGUCGGCCAUUCGAGGCGUCGGAGCAGCUCAAAACGCUCCGCGACUCGUGGCGCCAGCUGCAGGACCGCGUGGGCGACACCGUGCUGGAGCGCGGCGUGCUGCUGCCGCACCCCCAGAACGACUACGAGGUGCUCGAGGAGCGGCUGCUGGAGGCGCUGGAGCUGCCGCUGCGGCGGCGCGCGCGAAUCCUCGAGUGCGGCCACUACCUCGGCCCGUCGAACGAGAUGGCGGACGAGGAGGACGAAAGCGACGACGACGACGAUGCGUCGCAGUCGGGGAGGGGCAAGGACGAGAAGAGGCACUGGUGCAACACCUGCCGGAACGAGAUCCGCUACGAGCACCUCGGCCCGGGCAAGGUGUUCCGGAUCAAAGUCUACGCCAGCAACGGGCUGAUGAAGGCCGGCGCCUGGGAGGCCUGUUGGAAGGAGAUGGAGCGGGUCGACGUCGAGGUGGAGCCGAUUGUUGACUCGGCUUUGCAGAACGAGCUGGAGAAGCUUGGCGCUCUCCUGCUCGAGCAGGAGGAGCGGCGGCGGCAGGAGCUCGACAUGGACCGGACCCUUGAGCUGGAGCAGGAGCAGGAACUUCAGCAACAACGGGAACCAAGCCCACAGCACGAACUCCGCGCCGGCGCGGCUAAUCGCCAGCACUCCGAACCGCCUGCCGAGUCCGAUGUGCGACAUUCGGACCCACAGACCUCGCUUCCGUCCUCCCGGCCGCCCUCAUCGAUGCAACUCGCAGUGCACACCUCCUCCCUCGCACGCGCCGACUCCCCUGCGCCGCUGCACCACCCGCGCCCGGCAUCCCGCCACACCGAGCCCAUCGACACGUCCGAAGCGCGCCGCCGCCGCGACGAGGAACGCCUCCGCGAGAUCUACGGCGGCACUCCCCCUCCCCCUCCGCCACCACCUCCUCCUGCGCCCGCCGCAGCGCCAGCGCCAGCCCAACUCCCCGCCCCGUCGCAGCCGCACCCCGAUCCGCACCUCCACCACCACCCCUCCUCCCACCUCUACUCCCACGCGCUCACCUCCCCACCGCUCCUCACAGACGGCGGCCCCUCCUCCUCCUCCCUGCACCACCACCACACCACCCACCCCGCUCACCCCCACCAUACCCAGUACCACCAGCAGCAGCAGCAGCACCACCACGACCCGCACGCCGCGGCGGACCCGUAUUCGCCCGCGCCACCGCCGCCGCCGAUAGGAGCCCGCCACAGCCGCCAGCGCGCCGGACCGGACGACGAGACGCCCGGCUUCGUCGAGCUGCUGAUGGAGGCGUUCAAGGUGCUGCUGCGCGACCCCAAGAAUGUGGCUAUCAUUGUGCUGUGUGUGUUUGUCGUUGUCAUGAUUCGGCAUCAGGGCGGUGGCGGCGGUGGUUCGGUUGGGGAUCUGGUGAGGGUGCAGGGGCAGGGUGCUCCGGCUGUUGCUGGGCCGGUUGUGGUUGGCGGUGGUGGUGGUGGUGGUCUGGGGGGUGUGUCGCUGGGGAAGGGGGAUGCGGACGCUGUUGUUGUUGUGCCGGCCGCGGCUGACGCUGUUGUUGCGAGGGCUGCGGCCGGGGCAGAGGUCCUGGUCGAGGCUGGGGACAGGGGUGGUGAGGUUGAGCGCGGGGGUGCGGUGGUGGAGGGAGCGGUGCCGGUUGUGGGUGAGGUGCUGCGCGUACCGGAGGUGGAGAAUGUUGGUGCUGCGUCAGCAGAGGCCACGGAGAUGGAUCCGGCGGAGCAGGUGGUUGUUGAGGAGCCUGCGCAGCCGGUCCAGCUGGAGGAGAGCGUGGAAGUUGAGCUGUUGCCCCAAGACGGGCAGACGGGCGAAGAGGAAGUCGAGGCGUCCGUCACGGGCGAGGUGCUGGCGUUCACCCCGCUCACCGAGCUCUUCGUUCGGGCGUUGGCGCUGCCUACGUGCUCCGUGGACGGGGGCGAGGACGAGGGCGAGGACGACAGCGCCUCCGAUGCUCCUGGCCAGUCUGAAACCUACGAUCAUAUCCCAGCUGUCACCGACAAUACCUCGCAACCACCCGAAUCAUCCGAAGAACAUGAGCUCGCCGACCUCUGCGGCUGGGACGACGACAACGACAACGACAACGACGAUGAGGACCUCCCCGUCCCCGCCACCCCUUCCGUCUCAGCACCCACCUCCGCCACCACCACCUCGGCCCCGGUGUUUGUCCUCGGCCCGCUGGUCACGUCACGCACGACGGUGCGCGUGUUCGAGACGGUCACCGAGACGGUGCGGGUCAGCGUGGUCACGCAGACCGAGACCGUCUCGACCGUGGUCACCGCGGUGCCGCAGACGGUCGAGGAGACGGUGUUCGAGACGGAGACGGUGCGCAUCACCGUCUCGGUGCCGGUGGAGGAGAAGAAGCGGGAGGGGACGGAGAAGAAGGGGAAGGGGAAGGGGAGUUGUGGACGGUUUUUUUGAGGGCAUUGCGUUCUAAGUAUCCAGUCGGGUGCGGGAGUUUGAUGAUGGUGGUUGUGAUGAGUGCUCCGCUGUGGAAGCUGCGCGGGAGGGUUUGAGUUCUGGUUGAGGAGGAUGUGCUGAACGACAGUGAUAGGUGUGUAAACGAGGGUGAGAUGCUUUUCUUUGUGUGGUCUGUUAAAUGUUUACGUAUCCCACCGCCUUAUGCAUAGCGAUAGCUGAAUGGUUCAUGACGACUUCAAUGCUGUAUGUGGGCUCAACGCGGUGUAACUGCCAGGUUCAACCCCGCUCCUGACAGGAGUACGGAAUAUUCCG